UUUCACUUUCUUCCUGAAGUCGCAUAGAUCGCAAUGAGUUUAGCCGGCAAAGUUGUAAUUGUCACCGGUGCCAGUUCGGGCAUUGGUGCUACGACGGCAGAGGCUUUUGCCAAAGAAGGUUCCAAAGUGGUGCUCGUAGGACGAAAUGAAGCGAAUUUGAUGGCUACCGAAGCGGCCUGUAAUGCAGCGAAUAGUGAAGCCGAACUUUUAUUAAUCACUGCUGAUGUCACUGUGGAUGCGGAACGUAUUAUAGACACAACAAUUGAGCGGUUCGGACAAUUGGAUGUGCUAGUCAAUAACGCGGGUAUUUUCGAAGUUGGCAAUCUCUUGGAUAUUGACGUCGCUCAAUUUGAUCGUAUUUUCAAUACAAAUGUGCGUUCCGUCUUUCUUUUAACUAAAUUUGCUGCACCACACUUAAUCGCGACCCAGGGUAGUAUCGUGAAUGUCUCUAGCAUCGCAGGUUUGCGUUCACUUGCCAGUAAGUCAGUAUAUUGCACUUCCAAAGCAGCCUUGGAUCAAUUUACCAGAUGUUGCGCCUUGGAUUUGGCGCCGAAAAAUGUGCGUGUAAAUUCCGUUAAUCCUGGUGUGAUUGUGACCGAUAUUCAUAGACGUCUGGGUUUAUCGCCGGAGGAGCUUGACGACUAUUACGAGCUUGCUAAGGAUAAACAUCCACUUGGUCGUGUUGGGGAACCAAAGGAGGUAGCCGAUGCUAUUAUUUUCUUUGCUAGUGACAGCUCUAGUUUUAUAACGGGAGCAACUCUGCCCAUCGACGGUGGUAUGCAUUGUUGAUUGAAAUCUCUUCUUUUUAAAUAUUGAUCAAUAAAAGAGAAAUAUAAUUAGCAAAAUUUA
This is a messenger RNA of Bactrocera tryoni, 849 nucleotides long. Its product is annotated as 3-oxoacyl-[acyl-carrier-protein] reductase FabG-like. NCBI's taxonomy places the organism in Eukaryota, Metazoa, Arthropoda, Insecta, Diptera, Tephritidae. The coding region runs from base 34 to 789 and encodes 251 amino acids. The transcript has a single exon. The record is from RefSeq and is a predicted model, not a curated record.